AUGGGUAGAGGAAAAGUUGAGAUUAAGAAGAUUGAGAACAUCAAUAGCUGGCAAGUGACGUUCUCAAAACGACUAGGCAGAUUGCUGAAGAAGGCAAAAGAAUUGGCCAUUUUGUGUGCUGCACAAGUUGCUGUCAUAAUUUUUUCUGGCACCGGAAAGCUCUACGAAUUCGCCAGUUCAUGGAAGGGAAAUGACAAGGAAAUACCGGAAACCAGUACGAGGAAAUUUUCUAAUAAACCCAUAACAAGUGUCGUUGAUAUUGAGAAAACGAAGCAGUGGGUUUGGGUGGAGAAGAGGCAGUGGGGCAACAUGUUUGGCAUUUUGAAGCGACUGCAAUUGGAGAAGGCCAAUAUUUACAUGGUUGAAGGGAGAGUAGUAAACUUAAGGUGUUUUCUUUGGGAAGAAAGCGAAGAGGGGAAGGCUGGAUGGAGGUGGAUUGAAGUCAGCGAAAAGCUUGGAAGGUCGUUCUUUGGGAAGAAAGAGAAGAGGGGAAGGCUGGAUGGAGGUGGAUUGAAGGUUGUUAAGGAGUGGAGCCUUGGUUGUGGAUUUGUAAUUGAGAUGAGGGCUGGAUACUUUGCCAUACGUGAGAAGGAUCUAUAA
Molecule: messenger RNA, 600 nt
Organism: Olea europaea var. sylvestris
Lineage: Eukaryota; Viridiplantae; Streptophyta; Magnoliopsida; Lamiales; Oleaceae
Product: MADS-box protein AGL72-like
Exons: 4
Coding region: 1-600 (199 amino acids)
Biological process (GO): regulation of transcription by RNA polymerase II
Molecular function (GO): RNA polymerase II cis-regulatory region sequence-specific DNA binding; DNA-binding transcription factor activity, RNA polymerase II-specific; protein dimerization activity
Source: RefSeq, a predicted model, not a curated record